Molecule: messenger RNA, 1387 nt
Organism: Strongylocentrotus purpuratus (purple sea urchin)
Lineage: Eukaryota; Metazoa; Echinodermata; Echinoidea; Camarodonta; Strongylocentrotidae
Gene: ssr3
Product: translocon-associated protein subunit gamma
Exons: 5
Coding region: 20-577 (185 amino acids)
Biological process (GO): SRP-dependent cotranslational protein targeting to membrane
Cellular component (GO): membrane; endoplasmic reticulum
Source: RefSeq, a predicted model, not a curated record
CGGCUGCUGCAGAAGAAAAAUGGCUGGUGGAAAGAAAUUGACAAAGGAAGAGGAGCUUUUGCUCCAAGAUUUCAGCAGGAAUGUAUCAACCAAGUCAUCUGCGCUCUUCUACGGCAAUGCCUUUAUCGUAUCUGCCAUUCCAACUUGGUUGUUUUGGCGUAUCCACCAAGUGGACCUGUUCCAGUCCCAAUCCAUUGUGAUGUUUGUUAUCAUGACACUCAUCAGUAGCUGGUUGGUAGCCUUCGCAUACAAGAAUGUCAAAUUCGUCUUGAAGCACAAGGUUGCUCCCAAGAGAGAGGAUGCUGUCACCAAGGAGGUGAUGAAGAAACUCAGUGAUGCUGACAGCAAGAAGAUGUCACGCAAAGAAAAGGACGAGAGGAUCUUGUGGAAGAAGAAUGAAGUAGCCGACUACGAAGCCACCACCUUCUCGAUAUUCUACAAUAACGCCCUCUUCCUUCUCCUGGUUCUCUUCAUGUCCUUCUUUGCUCUCAAGUCACAAGACCCAAACAUCAAUUACAUUUUGUCAGUAGCGCUGUCUGCAGGUCUUCUGGCGCUUCUAUCAACAGGCCAAAAAUAGUCAACUUUUUGUCUUCUUUUUCUUUUUCGUUCUAGUUGGAUGUUUGUAGUCAGAUAAAUAUUAGUGUAGAAUAUAAAAAAAAAGAAGCAAUAAAUAUCAUUGUUUCAUAACUCCAUUUUCUUGUCAUUCUUUGUUUUUUCAGUAUUUCUUGACUCAAUUUUCUGGAAGUGACAAAUUGGUCCUUGCAUAUCACCAUUGAUGAAUUGAAUAGUAAUUUGUAAAAUCUUAACUGAAAAAAAUAAAUAAAUGCAUUCUGCCUCAGGUUUUCAUAACUCGUCCAUUUUUAAAGCUGUGAUGUUCCUUCUUUGCAUAUUCAUAAUAUUUCUGUAAAGUGCUAAGAGACAUGACAUUGUAGAUGUCUUAGUACUAUAUAAACCCAGAAUGUUAUUAUCAUUGAUACUCUUACACUGCAGAGUGCAGCAGCUGUACAUGCUUUUUGGACAAAUGGGUACAGUGAUAUAGUAUGUUGCAUUUAUAAAUCGGGCGAUGUUGAGAACAUUGGACAAAGCAUGGUUAGACUGAAUCUAUUAAUUAUGUAUGAAGAUGGUGUAUUUCAACCUUAAAACCUGGCAAAACUACCAGGAUAAAUAAUAAAUGUGAAUUGGAGGUAUAAUCAUUCAAGCAUUCCAUUGCCUUUCAAAGUAAUCUAGAAUUAAAUGUUUGUUUGUUUUCAGGAUACGGUCCUUGUUCGUUGUGUAAAGUUUUCGGGAAAUGUUUCAUUUGUUUUCAGCAAAUUUUGCAUGUUACAUCAUGGACAGAUACAAAAAGAUGCAGUGAAUAAGAUUAAAUACACUUAUUUUAUAAUGUAUC